AUGCAUCCACCGUACGUGCCUGCCCCUCCUCCACCGCCAGAACCGCCGAAAGUUCUGCGCGCAAUGCCUCCUCCGAAGAUGACAGCGCGCUGUGGGCACACUAGCGGCCCUCCGAACCCUCCCCUGCUGUCGUUUCCUCGCCGCAGUCUUGUCUCCCCGCCAGCAGGGCGACCGCUGCCUCCCGUUCCCAGGGCGCCGCCAGAUGCACCACCAAAUCAACCGCUUUACGCGGUCGCUAGGCCGCAGCCACCCCCCCCUGCCUCUGCGCCGCCGCAAGGUAGAGCCGGUCUGCUGCCUAUUCCUAAGGGGAAUGGGUUCAAGUGCUCUCGUGGAGGUCCUCCCCCCCCUCCGCCACUUAGCGAACGGGACGAAUGUGAAAGUGAAACGUUCGCCUCAAGGGCUUCGUGCGCCGUAGGCGUCAGAGGGACGCGGCCUCGGGAUUCUCAGCAACCCCCAAGUAGGGCUCUCUACCCUCAAGCUGAGGUGCUCCACUUUGCGAGGCGUCACAGUGCUCAGCAAACUGCCCGUUGCCCCAGUCUCUCACACGGUGGAGACGCAGCCCCUGCGGAGCCGUCUCAUUUGUCCCAUGGAGAGCCUCCGCCAAUUACGCCUCCUCGAGAACUUCAGGACCGCGCCCAAAACGCAGACGGACGGCACCUCCAUCGUCCGCCUGCGGAUUACUCUUGCGACGAUCCGGGUUUUUGUGAGAACGAUAGGAUGGGAGGCCCUCGGAACUUUCCAUUGCCACAGGAGCCAAGAGCGAUGCAUGAUCGAGACCUCCGUCCGCGUAGGGAACACAGUCCUGUGGUACUGGUUCUACAGUCAAGGCCCGGGGACCGCGGGGAUAGCAGAGAGUGGCAGGCUGGAUGGGCCGAGCAGCGGCAAUACGAGACAAACGAGGACUUCGAGCCUGCUGCUUCUCGUGGCUCGAUCACGGAAGGCCGCGAGGCCUCUAGUCGGCGCAGUCGAAUGGAGGAUCGGCCAACUGCGUCUGACUUAUCGCCUCGCGAAUGCACGCCGAUAGAUUUACACCGGAGUACAGCGGGAGGUACGUCUUCUUUGGACCCUCAGAUCCCCCGCUGGCAGCCCUGUGAACUGCGUGGACGAUCAUAUUCACCACACGCACAAUCUCGAUCUGGAGAUCCCACAGUGUAUCCCGUAUACCGCAACGUGCCUAAGGAUAAGACGGCGCUUCCGUCUCUCUCCAGCGAGUCUGCCUACGAGUGGCCACGGUUAAGGGAGCCCCCACUUCAAUGCACACGCAGAUCUCAUAGCCUUUCUCCCCCAACCGGAUACAUGCCGUCACAUCACGGGGCAAGCCUUUCGAGGGAACUCAGCGAGUCGCUGGCUGCGUCAGAGUGUCAACUGCCACGGCAAUACGCCGAUUCGUUAUGUGCAUCUCGUGGCCUUGGCAAAGACCCGCGAGACCACUGUCCACGCUCUGCUUCCCCAACGCGUGCCUUGUGGCGGAUUUCGCCACCUGCCGUGCGGCGGCCUGACAACAGAAGACCCUGCCGCGUGGGCUCGCUGAGCCGUUCCGCACAUGACAUCGUUCGGAAGGGACGGGGCAUCUCUCCGGAGCCUUCGAUAUCCCGCGGAAGGGAAUUUCACUGGACAAAAUACCGGAGAUUUAGCGAUAGCUCAGUUGGAAGCGUGCGGACGCCGUCGUCGCGCUUCCGUGCAAAUGUGUCCCCGUCUCAGAAGAGUGACGCUGCAAGCGUCUGGCGUGAACGUUCGUUUUCGCAGUCGCUCUCUCGUCGUUCUCCAUCCCGAUCUCCUAGGCGUUUGCCUGUCCCUAUCAUCCUCUCAGCUCCAACUGCUUCGUCGCGGUGUCCUUCGCGCCUGCGCUCCCCGCGCUGUGUCCGCAACGCCGCAACCAACUGGAGAAGCUUGCAGAGCAGCGACAGUCCUUCUCGCGUCUCUCGGGAAGUGUCUCGUCGAUUCGAAGUCGCAGACACCCCACGGCCGUCCACAGGCCAGUCCUCUCCGCGUCACUGUGGGUUUCCGUGGCAUCCCCCGAGUCAACUAACGCCUUCGCCGUGUUCGGCAGCCCUCUCGCGUCUGCCGCCAUCGCCUAUAACGCCAUUCGGGGUCACGGGCCCUCAGCGGCCUCACGGAGGAGAGCCGUCCUUGCCUAUAGAACGGAGGUCUCCACAAAACGCCGACAGUUUGGUCGACCGAGGACACGGCAGCGACGGACGAGCGGACGCCCAGAAGCGGAUACGCGGCGAUCCGCGGUACGACGCCGCGCCUCUGCAGCCUGCGGCGCCUCCCGUUGUCCUCACGGUUGGUGGAGGCAGUCAGCGAGGCGGGCUGCAAGACACCGGCGGAACAGAGUCUCGACCUGCAACAGACAGGCAGCGGCGACGCAAGCAGCGUCAGCAGCAACGCCGACAGAGAGCACGAAGGCGGCAGCAGAACCAGGAGUCGUUCACCGGAGGGACGAUGAGGGAAAGCUCAAGAGACAGCCAAAGCGUCUGCGAACCGGUUGACGAGCAGGACCGGUCUUCAAGAGGGAACCAAACGGUAGCGACAACGGCGUCGCCCCCCCUCCUGGUACACCGGGUCAGUAACCUGAGUGACUAUACCGACAGUGACCAAGAGACAGAGAGAGCCCCAGGCGAAGAUCGAGGACACGAUGAUCCUUGGGCUGCAUCGCUCGAAGACAUCGAGCAGCAUUUGAAGAAGCGGAGAACGGAUUUUGGUGUCGGGGAGAACUUCGCACAUUUUCGGGGUGGUAGCCACCCUGCGGACACGGCAGCCGAGUUCCCAGCUGGUUGCCAGGUGCCGUCAAACUGCGACGAACUGUUUCUACCUCCUUGGCGAGAGCGACCGACGGGCUCGACGGGGCGAGUUGUUUAUCAGUUUGAGCUUUUGCAACAGGCGCAUCUGGCGCCUCCGUGGCACCGGCCUGCAGCGGGGGUCUCUUCGUCUCCCGGGACACCCGUCGCGCGUCCCAACUUGUCGUCUCAGGCGAGCUCUCCUAGGCAGACUCAAAGGCCGCUUUCCUUCGUCGUAGGGCGGCCGGACGGUUCUGCAGGAAGAGGGAGGGAGUGUCGACUCGAUGUGAAAAUGGUCUCAAAUGGAGAGAGCGAAUCAAACCUGCCGAGAGAGUCCUCGGCAUUCUCGCUGUAUAGUCCGCCAGCUUCAUCCACUGGAGGAGAGCGUUUUCGAGCCGAGGAUAUCUACGAGAGCGCCCCGCCUUCGCGAGGCCCGGGGAGUAGCUGCUCAAGCAAUUCGAGCCGACGGACAAGUAUGAGCACAAGUCACGACCAAGACCAAUGGAGAAGAGAGCACACUCGUGGCAGCGAGAAAUCCGACACAUGGUUCUGGGCGAAUGAGAGAGGCCAGCGUUAUCUGCUGACACCAUCCACUCGUGCGCCUACGGAGGGGGAAGGUGGCAACCCGGACUCGCGUUUCCACCUGGGGCUAAACGUUGGAGAGAGUGGAGAGCGAAAGGAGGAGUCUUUUAGAAGGGAUAGUGAUCCACUUCGAUCAACGAGAUGUUGUGAUGCCGCGCAAGGGUGCUGGUGGAGCGAAUGGGCAACGCAGCCGAAAACACGGGAAAACAGGGUGCACGAAAAAGAUGGCCGUAAUAUGUUGCUGCCCCCUGUACAGUGGUGCUAA
Molecule: messenger RNA, 3627 nt
Organism: Neospora caninum
Lineage: Eukaryota; Apicomplexa; Conoidasida; Eucoccidiorida; Sarcocystidae
Exons: 1
Coding region: 1-3627 (1208 amino acids)
Source: RefSeq, a predicted model, not a curated record